AUGAAUCUUUUUUAUUUGGAUUUAGUUGCAGCUACAAGUGCAAGAUAUCAUAAUGAUAAACAUGUUGUAAAAUUAAUUUUAGAAGCAACUCAACUAUUGUAUAGUACAUGGCAUUUAAUGGAACCAUCUUCGGAUUGGAAAUUAAAAGCACCAAAUCCAAUGAAACUAACACAUACCAAUCACCCACUAACCAAAUGGGUGAGAACCAAUAACAAGACCUACGAUAUUGUCUCUGACUAUUGUCAUAGUUUAUUACAAGAAUACACCACAAGAUAUGGCAAGAUUCAUUCAUGUAAAACCCACAUGGACUUUUUAACCAACAACUAUCCAUCUCAAUUACCAACCUCAAUGGCUCAAGCACCAAUUAUGCCACUUUGUAUGCCAGAUAUUUAUAAAGUUACUCCAACCAAUAGUUGGUCCGAUGUUGUUUCCUCAUAUAGAAAUUAUUAUAUUGGUGAAAAAUUACAUUUCUCCAGUUAUAAAGGUGUUGAAUGGCCAAGUUGGUUACCUCCAAAAUCUCAAGCAGGGACUCCAACCAUUGUAAAAAAGAAAAAAGCACCAAAAGCCUCAAAACAAACCACCACCACAACAACUACCACUACCAAAACCUCUACAGCAACCUCUUCAAAAAAAGUAAAAAAAACUAAAUCAAUUUCAUCUCCAUCCUCAUCUCCUCCUCCACCAACAACAACUCAACCUUCACCAUUCAUCCCCGCAGUUUCCACAAUUAAAACUAGAUCUCAAAGUAAUAGGAAAAUAAAUUAA
Messenger RNA from Dictyostelium discoideum AX4, 765 nucleotides. RefSeq lists its product as hypothetical. The transcript has a single exon. NCBI's taxonomy places the organism in Eukaryota, Evosea, Eumycetozoa, Dictyosteliales, Dictyosteliaceae. The coding region runs from base 1 to 765 and encodes 254 amino acids. The record is from RefSeq and is a predicted model, not a curated record.